Messenger RNA from Dioscorea cayenensis subsp. rotundata (Guinea yam), 3715 nucleotides. RefSeq names its product putative U-box domain-containing protein 42. Gene Ontology annotation, molecular function: ubiquitin-protein transferase activity; protein binding. Lineage: Eukaryota; Viridiplantae; Streptophyta; Magnoliopsida; Dioscoreales; Dioscoreaceae. The record is from RefSeq and is a predicted model, not a curated record. Bases 284 to 3385 code for a protein of 1033 amino acids. The transcript is spliced from 4 exons. Gene Ontology annotation, biological process: protein ubiquitination.
UCAUUCUGAACAACUACACCUACUUUGUGUUAUGUGAACACAUAAAGAACAAAUGAGAAAUAAAUAUGCAACUCAAUUUCAACAUUUCAGAAUCCUUCAUCUUGUUAUAAAGUCAUGCAAAUCAACUUUCAAUUCAUUAUAGUUUCAAUCAGUCCUUUUCCAAGUUUGUGUGUGAGUGUGUGUGUGUGUGUGUGUGUGUGUGUUUGUGGGUGGUGAGAAUCAAGAGUAAAGAACCAAUCAAAACUUUAGACAAGUUCAACAUUGUUUCUCUUUUUCUUCUAAAAUGUUCUUCAUUUUAUUGGAAAGGAAAUCAUUUCCACAGUUCCAGAGAUCAACAACAGAAGUAGGAUUUCAGUUGGAUGUCGUUUUAUUUUCUCAAAUUCAACAGAAUAUAUCAAAAGAUGAGAAAAUUAAGUUAACUAAGUACAUACUAUCUUCUAUCUCGGAGAUCAUGUCAUCGGUGUUAGAAGUCAAUAUUGAAAAAGAAAACUUGUUAGAGUUCGGAAGUUACCUCCAUCGAACAACCCCAGCCUUAUCAGAGUUGCAAGUAGCAGAAAAUGUGCCAUCAAGCACGACAGAGACUCUGCGGUGUUUAGCUGCAAAAGUAGAUAUUGCCAAAGAAUUAGUCGAAAAAUGUAACUCCGGAGCUAAAUCAGUUCCGGCUAGUGAGCUUAAAAGCAUCAUUGAACAGAUAGAGGGGGUGGUCAAUAGCAUUGGGCAGGACAUUGGCACAAUACCAUCAAACAUUUUUCAGAAUCACAAGUACGCCGGAACUGCAAUUCAAUCACUUGCAAAGGAGAUGCAAAAUGCUCAGUUUGACACCGAUGUAUCUUUGAAGAACAAUAUGGAAGGGGAACAAGAUUUAUAUCAAGUUCAAACUUCAAAAGAGGAAUUCAAAACAACUGAUAAUAACAUUGGUGAUGGAGAGAUGCCACGCUUGAAGGACUUUCUCAAAGGAAUGUAUUACCAUGGGAAAAACAUUCCGCCGAGUAAGACAUUAAAUCAAUUAGCAGAGCAGAUAGAGCCUUUAUAUGAGGCAUUUUUCUGUCCAUUAACGAAGAAAGUCAUGGAUGAUCCGGUCACAAUUGAAACUGGGGUGACAUAUGAAAGGAAGGCAAUCAAGAAAUGGUUUGAGAAUUUGAUGAAUAAUUCACAGGAUAUAGUUUGUCCAGUCACGAAGCAGAAAUUACAUAGUAGAGUUCUCAGCACCAACUUAGCAUUGAAAACCAUGAUCACCGAAUGGAAAGAAAGAAAUGAAGCAAGUAGAAUGAGAAUUGCUCAGACUGCAUUAUCAUUAGCAAGUUCGGCAAGUGUUAUAUUGGAUGCAAUAAGGGACUUGGAAGACCUUUGCACAAAACGAGAACACAACAAGUUGAAGAUGCAUAAUUUUGGAGUUACAAAGAUACUGGCACAGUUUCUAGAAUAUGAUGACAGGGAUGUGAGAUGUGAAACUUCAAAAGCUCUCCGUUGUUUAGCUGAGGAUGAUCGAGGAAAGGAAAUCAUUGCAAAAACAAGAGCAAUUACUGCAGCAGUAAAGAUGUUGUCAAGUGAUCACCUUCAAGAGAAGCAUGCGUCGCUUUCAUUGUUGUUACAACUUUCGAAGAGUGAGAUAAUUUGCAGAAAUAUCGGAGCCACUCCCGGAGCUAUUCUGAUGCUAAUCACAAUGAAAUAUAAUGAACGCACAGACUUUGUCAGUGCAGAGAGAGCAGGAGAAACACUGAAAAACAUGGAGAAGUGUCCAGAUAAUAUCAAAUGCAUGGCAGAAAAUGGUCUAUUGGAGCCCCUUCUAAACCAUAUUGUUGAUGGUGACGAAGAGAUGCAGAUUGAAAUGGUGAGCUAUUUAGGGGACCUUGUUCUUGGGAAUGACAUGAAAAACUAUGUUGCUAGGAGAAUGUCGCCAAUUCUAAUCAAAAUGAUCCAAUGUGGGAACACGUUUUCCCGAAAAGCCGCAUUCAAAGCUCUACUUCGUCUCUCAUCUCACCACUCAAACAGCACAACACUAAUCGAAGCCGGCAUUGUACCUAUAAUGGUUGAUGAGAUAUUCAUUAGAAAAAUCUACGACGAGCCAGUGGAUUCCAAGGAAGAGUCUGCUGCAGUAAUAGCAAACAUACUUGAAUCCGGAGCUGAUCCCCGGUUUAUCCAAGUUUACAAACAUGGACACACAAUGGCCUCAGACUAUGUAAUCUACAAUAUCGUGCACAUGCUCCGCUACUCCAACACUGCCGAACUAAAUAAAAACCUCAUCAGAAUCCUGCUAUCCCUCACCAAACUACCCAAACCCUUUGCAGCAAUAGUAUCAGUGAUGAAAGAAACCGAAGCAUCCUACAAUGUCAUUGAAUUCUUGAAUUCCAAGAACGAAGAUCUUGUCAUCAAUUCUGGCAAAUUACUCAUCAAACUCAUAACACACAUGGGACACACUAUAGCAGAAGCACUAUGCAAGACCAGAGAACAGCCAGGGAGCUUAAUCAAGAAGCUAGAAACCGAUCAAGUCACAAAGAAACAUGCCAUAUCAGUGAACCUAGUAGCUAAACUCCCACACCACAACCUUACCCUCAAUCUAGCACUACUCCACAGCGGCACAAUACCAAUAAUCAUAAACAACAUACAAAACUUCCAGAGAAGUGAAACAAGAAUAGGAAGACAUGAGAGGCAUUACAUCGAAGGCCUUGUGGGCAUUCUGCUGAGGUUCACCACCACACUCUAUGACCAUGAAAUUCUCCAAAUGGCUAAAGAGCAGAACCUGACAACAGUAUUCACAGAGCUAUUAGUAAGGAAAUCAGGGAGUGAUGAAGUGCAAAGAAUGUCAGCAAUUGGGUUAGAAAACCUGUCUUCAGAGACAGUAAACCUCUCAAAACCAUCAAUGGAGAUAAGAGGAAGUACCAAGAUGACAAAGUUCCUACCCAGGGUCUUCAGCAUUGGAUCAAGAAGGGAAAGCAGAGUCAAGCCAUGCCCAGUGCACAGAGGGGCAUGCUCACCAUCAACCACAUUCUGCUUGUUGGAGUCCAAUGCACUAGGAAAAUUAGUGAGAUGCUUACAGCAUGAGAAUGUGAAGGUGGUAGAGGCAGCAUUGUCAGCAAUAUGCACAUUGCUGGAUGAAAAGGUGGAUGUGGAGAGGAGUUUGGAGGUGCUGGGUGAGAUGGAGCUGGUGGAGCAAGUAGUGGGAGUUCUGAGGAAGCACAAGCAGGAUGGGAUAUGGCAGAAGGCAUUCUGGGUGAUAGAGAGGUUUGUUGUGAAGAAGGGAGAGGAAUUGUAUGGUGAUGAACAGUUCUCUGAGGUUCUGCAGGAUGCAUACCAGCAUGGAAAUAGUAGAAGUAGGCAGGUGGCUCAGAACAUGUUGAGCCAUUUGAAGAAGUCUAGCUUGCCAAGGAACUUCACUGCUGUUUAAAAUCAAACUAUGGUAGGAUGGGAUAUGGCAGAAGGCAUUCUGGGUGAUAGAGAGGUUUGUUGUGAAAAAGGGAGAGGAAUUGUAUGGUGAUGAACAGUUCUCUGAGGUUCUGCAGGAUGCAUACCAGCAUGGAAAUAGUAGAAGUAGGCAGGUGGCUCAGAACAUGUUGAGCCAUUUGAAGAAGUCUAACUUGCCAAGGAACUUCACUGCUGUUUAAAAUCAAUCUAUGGUUUGUAUAUAUAUGGUUUGCUUCUUCAUAUUAUAUAUGUAGAGGAAUAUUUUUUUUUUUUAAAAAAAAAGGGAUUGGAGGGAAAAAGUUUCAUUGUUUUA